GAGGAUUUGCUCUGGCUUCCGUUGAUUUCCCGACCAGAGAAAACCCUAGCUCCGUACAUCGUGCAAAAACCUCCUGCGAAAGCUAGAACACGAGAUUCUGAAGAGCAUCGAAUCAAUCUGCUUUGAAGAAGAACCCCGUUGUUCGGAUUUCCUGAGAUUUUGAGGAGUUCCCGAUAGCAGCUCUCUGGCCUUCAUGCCAUUCUACAGUUGUCGGAGCUUGAGUGUGAGCUUUGGAGCAUAGGCGUCUUUAGAUGGUGCAACCGAUUUGGAUUUCCCUCCCUAGUUUUUGGAAGCUAGUGGUUCAGGCAGUGAGGCUGCAAGUAGAAGCUUCAACCCAUGCUUCUAGUUGGCAAGAAGUCCAUCCAAAAGACCCAUUAUGAAAUUCUUUCUGUGAAGGAAGAUGCAAGUCAGGAUGAAAUCCGAGCAAGCUAUAGAGCUGCUGUCCUCGAUUCACAUCCUGAUAAAUUUCAGGGUAAAUUAGAGACUUGCAAUCCAGAACAUGGAUUUCAAGAAAGAUUCCUCCAGGUACAGAGGGCCUGGGAAAUCCUCGGUGACUCUGAGUCCCGGGCAGUUUAUGAUAGCGAGCUGCAGGUGUCGAGGUGGGAUUUUGAAAUGGCGGAUGAAGUCAAAUUGGAGGAAAUGAUGGCAGAUGACUCUGGAGAGGUUUUGGAGCUCUUUUAUCGAUGCAGAUGUGGAGAUUACAUCUCGAUCAAUUCGGAAGAGCUAGGGGAGAUGGGAUUUUCAUUGGAAGGGAAUGGACAAAAAGGAUUACAGACGGUCAGCGCAACACCAGCAUCUGUUGUUAUUCCUUGUGGUUCCUGCUCUUUGAAAAUCCGUUUGCUAUUAGAUGCAAAUUGUUAACUUUUAAAAUUGCCAUUGCUAAUAACCUUCUAUCAGGGGCACCUUCAAA
This is a messenger RNA of Magnolia sinica, 910 nucleotides long. RefSeq lists its product as uncharacterized. NCBI's taxonomy places the organism in Eukaryota, Viridiplantae, Streptophyta, Magnoliopsida, Magnoliales, Magnoliaceae. The record is from RefSeq and is a predicted model, not a curated record. Bases 337 to 861 code for a protein of 174 amino acids. Gene Ontology annotation, molecular function: metal ion binding. Gene Ontology annotation, biological process: tRNA wobble uridine modification; protein histidyl modification to diphthamide. Gene Ontology annotation, cellular component: cytosol; nucleus. The transcript has 3 exons.